This is a messenger RNA of Fonticula alba, 5409 nucleotides long. RefSeq lists its product as hypothetical. The transcript has 5 exons. Gene Ontology annotation, molecular function: protein dimerization activity. The coding region runs from base 1 to 5409 and encodes 1802 amino acids. NCBI's taxonomy places the organism in Eukaryota, Rotosphaerida, Fonticulaceae. The record is from RefSeq and is a predicted model, not a curated record.
AUGUCCAUCCUCGGCAAGAACCACCCCUUCCGCAUCCGGAUCGUGACCGAUGGAAAGCUCGGCGAGCUGGAGCGCCGGGAGGCGCAGCGCGCGGCCCUGAUCGGCAUCCACGGCUGCGGGCGCCCGCGCUGCCGCGUGGACCAGGCCGUCGAUGACAUUCGCCAGACCAUCGAAAUCGUCACCGAGACGAGCUCCCUGCUGGAGAAGGACCCCGGCCUGCGGGAGCUCUUCUCGCCCUGCCGGCAGGCGCAGCGCGAGGAGCUACGCCGGCGGCGCCGCCGUCGCCAGCAGCAGCAGCAGCAGGACCACCACCACCACCACCACCACCACCACCACCAUCCCCACAGCCACCAGCAGCAUGCCCGCGACUCGGAGCGCGAUGGCGACUUCCGCAGCCACAGCGAUCAGGGCUCGGACUCCGAGGCGAGCUUCUCCGACCGGACGGGCUCCGAUUCGGAGGAUGCAAGCCCGGGCCCGAGCCGGCGCGGGCGGCCGCGCCCGCAGCAUGUGUGUGGCGAGGCCUGUGUCAAUGCCUCCGGCCAGGACAUCGAGCUGCGCGUCCCUCUGCGCCGUGCCGCUUACCCAGGCAGCACCGUCGGUGGGGGGGCCGAGCAGGACGGCUACGAUGGCGAUGACGACCGGUACUGGGAGCGAGGCUUUUUCGAGCACAUCGGCCAGCGGCCGGCGGGCGAUCCCACGGCCUGCGACCAUGACCACGACCACGACCACGACCACGACCACGACCACGACCACGACCAGGACCGGCAUGGCCGCCAGUCGCGAGAACGGCGCCUGCAAUCCCGCCACCGAGACGAAGACGCCGGCGCCGAUGGCCGCCAGCCUGGCCGGGCCCGUGGCACCCGGGCCCGGACUCGGGCCCGCUCGCCGCUCCUGUCCCCGGAGGCGCCCGGCCUCGGGCGCCUCCAGCCCCCCUCCACGCCCUUCGGCCUGGGGACCGAUGAGCACCUGCCGGCCGAUGAGGAGGAGCUCAUCUACCGCCGCCUGGCGGAGGACCAACUGUCACAAGUGUUCUUCACGUGGAUCCCCCAGUCGAGUCGGGCGGCUCGGCGCUCGAGCACCGUCGCCCGCCGGGCCAGCGCCGACGAGAGCGACUUCUCCAGCGACGAGGAGGGGGAAAUGCCCCAGGCCGAGGAUGAUGCCCAGCCGGGGCCCGGCGGCAUGGAUGCCCGCCAUGCCGCCGGGCCCCGGCGCCCGGAGGCCCUCUUGCCGUGCCCCUGCCCGGAUGCGGACUGCGAGUGUCACAUUCUCAGCCAGACGCUGCGCCGGCGGCGGGCCACGCUCGAGCUGUCGGCCGAUCGGCGCCCGGCCGCCGGGCCCGGCAGCAAGCUCGGGCCCGGCGACGAUUCGGACAUCCGCGGCCUGCUGAACCGGCCGGUGGAGGCGGCCCUCUUUUGCCCGGACUGCCGGCUGAGCUGCCUGGUGCCGCACGAGCGCCAGCCCGGGCGCCGGGGGCCGGCCCGGCGCGAAGCCCGCCCCCGGCCCGGCCCGCCCCCGGCCCUGGACCAGAACCACCAGCAUGAGGAUGAUGUGCGCGAGGCCACCGGCCAGGCCCUGGCCCUGGCGCACCUGCAGGACUCCGGGUCCCCGGUGACCGACGAGAUGUCGCUCUUCAUCGCGGCCGGCGGCGCGGUGCCGGACGCCGAUGACUACGACUCGACGCACGGCGGGCACUGGCACGACUUCGGCCGGGUGGCGCGCCGGCAUCCGCCCAGCGUCUGCACCGGGUGCCAGCUGUGCCGCGGCAGCAGCGUCGGCGAGGAACUCAUCCGCAAGGCGCUGCUGGUGCUGGCCGGGCGCGAUGCCAAGGCGCGCGAGCGCCUGCGCCGCCAGCUGGAAGACCACUCGAAUGCCGCGGCCGCGGUGCUGGCCCUCGGCGAGGAGGGCCACCCCCAUGACCCGGGUGUCAGCGGCUGCGACGACCUGCUCGGCGACGAGAGCGAUGACAUCACCCCGGACGACAGCGAGGAGGAGACCCUGACCGACAGCGACACCGAUCCGGAGGACGACUCCGGCAGCCGGUCGGGCAUGGGCGGCCCCGGAGGGGCGUUCGGCCAGGAAGACCCGGCCUGGGUCCGGUGCCAGUGCGGCAUCGGGCCCGGCAUCAGCCGCGAGGCGGUCCCCCGGGCCCGGGCCCACUCGUCGGUCCUGCACGCGGGUCAGAGCAUCCUGCCGCCCGGGCGGCCGCACACCCCGGGCGAGUACAUCCGCGCGGGGAUGCGCCCGCCGGCCGCCCCGGCCGGCCAGCUGCUCGGGAGCUUCGUGUCCCCGGCCCCGGGCGGCGGCUUGCGCUUCCACACGGCCCCGGCCCCGGGGCAAGGGCCGGCCGCCCAGGGCCCCGGGCCCAUGGCCGGGAUCUUCUCGCCACCCGGGGGGACCGGCGGCCCGGGCCCCGGGCCCGGCGUCGACAUCGGCCACGGGGCCGGGCCCGGGGCCCGGCGCGGCUCGGCGCCCACCGGCACCGCGCCCGGGCCCGGGGCCACCCACCGCCGGCCGCCACACGUCACCCCGGUCACCCAGCAGGCCGGCGAAUUUGGCGAGGUGCUGCAAAUCGCCGAGCGCAUGUGGCGCGGCGACGCCGGCAUGCUGAAGCGCGACUGCGUGUCGCCCACCGGGGCCCCCUGGUGCGAGCCGCAGCGCAUCUCGCCGUUCCCCGGCUUCGCCGGGCCCACCGGCGCGCCGGAUGCCGGGGUCGGCGGGGUCCACGGCCUACCCGGCAUCAGCUGCUGGUUCAUCCUCACCUUCGCCAAUGUCACGGUCUUCGAGACGCCGGCCGGCUUGGUGCUGGUGGAUUGCGGGCACUUUUCCUUCGCGCCGGCCAUCACUCGGCGGCUUCGCGAGAUCAGCCCGCUGCCCAUCCGCGCGGUCAUCCUGACGCACGGCCACGCGGACCAUUGCACCGCGCUGCCGGAGAUCGAGAGCUCCUUCCGGCAGACCGUGUCGCAGACGCUCUUCGCCGCGUCGCCCCAGAAGGUGCGCAACUCGCUGCACCUGGCGCAGGAUGGCGGCGUCGGCAUGGCGGCCCCGGCCGCGCCUGCCGACCCCGCGGCCGCCGACCCGCACGAGGGGGACCACCUGUGCGCGGCGGCCGCCAGCCUGGUGGCCGACGGGGGGAUUGUCGUCGUGUCGCACCGGUCGCUGCCCGGGCGCUUCGAUCGGUAUGGCCUCCUCCGGGGGCACAACCUCCGGGCCAACAACCGCCAAUUCGGCGCCCAGAGCUCCAACUGGCCGCGGAAGUUCCGGUACCCGGAUCGCAUGUUCCACCGGGCUGCCCGGCUGGAGCUGGCCGGCCUGCGCCUGGAGAUCCGCCAUCGGCGCGGCGAAACCGACGACGCGUCCUACGUGUGGGCGCCGGAUCUUGGCGUGGUCUGCACCGGGGACUUCUUCAUCUGGGCCGCCCCCAAUGCCGGGAACCCGCAAAAGGCCCAGCGCUAUGCGGUCGAGUGGGCGGUGGCCCUGCGUGAGAUCGCGGCCCUCGAUGCAUGGGCCCUGCUACCGGGGCAUGGGCCCCCGAUCAUCGGGUCCGAUCGGGUCCGGCGCGCCCUCACCGACACGGCCCUCUACCUGGAGUCCCUCUGCCGGCAGACCAUCCGCGAGAUCAAUCGCGGCCGCAUGCUGGACGAUGUGGUGCGCCGGGUCCGGCCGCCGGCGCACCUGGUCGGCCGGCCGUACCUCUUCGCCACCUAUGACGACCCGGUGUUCGUGGUGCGCAACCUGUGGCGGCAGUAUGCCGGGUGGUGGUGCCGGGACCCGGCGGUGCUCCGGCCGCCGGCCGCCCGGGAAACCGCCCUGGAGGUGGCCUCGGCGGCCGGCGGGGCAGCCCGGCUGGCGGCCCGCGCGGCUCGGCUCGCCGCCGCCGGCCGCCUGUCCCUGGCCGCGCAGCUGAUUGAGUGGGCCCGCCGGGCGGCCGACAUCGAGGCCCAGGCGGCCGCGGCGGCGGCCGCCGCCGGGACCGGGGCCACCGGGGUCGGGCCGCCGGCCGCCGGGCUGGCCGCCACCGACCCGGAGCUCUGGGAGGCGGCCAUGGCCAUCAGCCUGGCCGGGGGGUAUGGGCUCCCGGCGCCCGGGUACCAUGGGCAGGCCCGGCUGGCGGCCGGGGCGAUGGCGGCGGCCGCGGCGGCCGCGGCGGCGGCGGCCGCCAUGGCCGGCGGCCCGGCCGCCGCGGGGUACCCCUCGCCCGCGGGCUUCCCCGGCGCCGGGAACCCGGCCCUCGGGGCCGCCGCCGCCGGCACCCCGCACGGCAUCCAUGGCCUGGCCGCGGGGAUGCCCUUCGACCCGCUGGCCGACGCCGGGGCCGCCCUGACCGCCGCCCUGGAAGCCUUGAACCUGGCGCCGAUGCCGGAGCCGGCGGCCGGCGUGCCGACCGCCGUCGGGCCCCGGCCGCCGCCCGACCGCCCGGCCGCCCCGGCCUCCACCCCGUUGCUGGUGCAGAUCCACCGGAUCCGGUCGGCCAUCUACGGGCGCCUGGCGGCCGCCGAGUCGGCCCGCAUGGCCCGCGGGACUUUCAAUGCCGCGCGCAUGGACAGCGAGCGGGCCCUCGGGAGCUGGAAGUGGCGCCGGGCCGAGGCGGCCGGCGCCGCCCGCCGGGCCAUCGCCCGCGCCGGCAUCACCUACGAGGCCGCGCGCACCCUGCAGGCGGUGCGCACCUACUCGGCCGUGUGCCGGCGGCGCCUGCGCCAGGCGUCGGCCACCACCGGCCAGGCGGCCCGCGCCGUCGGGACCGCCCUCAAGUCCGUGGUCAUGGUGAUGAUCAUCACGGUCGGGGCCCUGGCGGCCGUGGUGGCCGGGACCGCUCGCGCGGCGGCCUUCCUCUGGCCGGCGGUGUCCCGGCGCCGGGCCGGCGGCUCCGCCGGGGCCGGAUCCCGCGACCAGCCCGGCGGCCACCAUGCCGGCAUGGCCACCGCCGGCGGGGGGGGGGGCUCCGGCCCCGGCGGCCCGGGACCGGCUGCCAUGCAGGGCCUCGGGGCCGACCCGCGUGCCGGCCACGGCGGCCCGGGCCUCGGGGCCGACGGCUUCGCUGGCGGCCUCCCGGCCGGCGGCAGCCCGGAAAAGAGCAAGCUCAAGGCCCUGCUGAUGGCGUACUCGGCCGAGGCCGGCGGCAGCGGCCCCGGGCCCGGAGCCCCGGCCCGCGGGCCCGGUCGCGCCCCCGACCGCCGGACCUACGACCUGUGGGGCAAUCCCGUCCCCAUGGCCGGCGGGGCCCCGGCGGCCGGCGGCAUGGGGACCUCCUCUCGGGCCGGCUCGCGGACGUCCUCCCCGGUGGCGGGCUUCGCCGCCGCCGGCGGCGGCGGGACACGCGCCCGCCGGAAGACCGACCCCUCGACGGGCGGCCCCCCACGCCGGGAGCCCUUUUCCUGGUCGGUGGAGGGGGCCUACGAGCAGGGCCGCUGA